ACUGCAUAUCGCGUUAACGUCAUCACAACAGGAAGAGAACCUGAUGGGUAGAGCAGUGUGGCAGCAGCAUAAAUGAGUGUACUGUAAAUCAUUGUUUAGCAGAAAAAUGUUUCCCUUUCAACCAAAGUCGAUGGACGGCACACAGGAUCAGCAGAACCCCUUUAGCAAAAAACAGUAAACCCACCGGUGAGGCUUUGUUCCCUAGGUUCAUCCCGGUAGACCGUUCACCUAUGAUGGAAAGGGCGAUGGAGCAACUCAACGUACAGCUCAAUCGGCUGACCCGUUCCCUCCGGAGGGCCAGGACCGUGGAACUCCCAGAAGACAAUGAGACUGCAGUGUACACUCUUAUGCCAAUGGUCAUGGCUGACCAGCACAGGUCAGUGUCAGAGCUGCUGCUCAACUCUAAGUUUGACGUGAACUAUGCCUUUGGACGGGUGAAGAGAAGUCUGCUCCACAUCGCUGCCAACUGUGGGUCAGUGGAAUGUCUGGUUUUGCUGCUAAAGAGAGGAGCCAACCCAAACUAUCAAGACAUCUCAGGAUGUACCCCUCUACACCUCGCUGCUAGGAACGGACAGAAGAAGUGUAUGGGCAAACUACUGGAGUAUAAUGCUGAUGUCAACAUCUGCAACAAUGAAGGACUGACUGCUAUCCACUGGUUGGCAGUGAAUGGGCGGACUGAGCUCCUCCAUGAUCUGGUCCAGCAUGUGUCCAAUGUGGAUGUGGAGGAUGCUAUGGGGCAGACAGCCCUACAUGUAGCCUGUCAGAAUGGACACAAAACUACUGUGUUGUGUCUUCUGGACAGUGGAGCUGACAUCAACCGGCCAAAUGUCUCUGGAGCCACACCGCUUUACUUUGCUUGCAGCCACGGCCAAAGAGACACAGCACAGAUCCUGCUCUCUCGAGGAGCCAAAUACCUCGCUGACAAAAAUGGAAUCACCCCUCUGGAUCUUUGUGUGCAGGGUGGAUAUGGGGAGACCUGUGAAAUCCUCAUUCAGCACCACAGCAGACUGUUCCAGACUCUCAUCCAGAUGACACAGAAUGAUGAGAUUAAGGAGAACAUGCUCAGGCAGGUUCUGGAGCAUGUCUCUCAGCAGAGUGACAGCCAUUACCACAGGAUCUUGACCAGUCUGGCUGAAGUGGCUACCACCAAUGGACACAAGCUUCUCAGCCUGUCCAGCAGUUAUGAAGCUCAGAUGAAGAGUUUGCUGAGAAUUGUUCGUAUUUUCUGUCAUGUGUUCUGUCUGGGGCCUUCAUCACCAAACAGCGGCAAUGACAUGGGCUACAACGGCAACAAGACGCCUCGCAGCCAGGUCUUCAAGCCAUUGGAGCUGCUGUGGCACUCUCUGGAAGAGUGGCUGGUGCUUAUCUCCACAGAGCUGGACAACAACAGGAAGAGCCCGUCUUCGUCCUCCAGCAGCGAGAUAGCCUCUCUGCUUCUCAAACAGCGAGAGGUUGACCACUCUGGCUCCACACCAAAGCUUCCUUCUUUGCUAGACCCCCAGAUCAUCAUGGAAACAGAGAUGUAUGCUGACGGGGAGGAUGUCAUCUCCAUGACAGCCAGUCGGCUCAGCGCUGUGAUCCAGGCCUUCUAUAUGUGCUGCUCAUGUCAGAUGCCACAAGGAAUGACGUCCCCUCGCUUCAUAGAGUUUGUCUGCAAGCAUGAUGAGGUUCUCAAGUGUUUUGUAACCAGGAAUCCAAAGAUCAUCUUUAACCACUUCCAUUUCCUGCUGGAGUGUCCAGAAUUAAUGUCACGCUUCAUGCAUAUUAUUAAGGGCCAGCCUUUUAAGGAUCGCUGUGAGUGGUUCUAUGAGCAUCUGCUGGCCGGGCAGCCAGAUUCAGACAUGGUUCAUCGUCCGGUCAACGAAAACGACAUCCUUCUCAUCCAGAGAGACUCUAUAUUCAGAAGUAGCUGUGAGAUGGUUUCCAAGUCUACCAAUGAGAAACUCAAACAGGGCAUUGCUGUUCGCUUCCAUGGCGAAGAGGGGAUGGGCCAGGGUGUGGUUCGGGAGUGGUUUGACAUCCUGUCCAGUGAGAUUAUCAACCCAGAUUAUGCUCUGUUCACUCAGUCAGCUGAUGGUACUACUUUUCAACCCAACAGCAACUCCUCAGUGAACCCUGACCAUCUGAACUACUUCCGGUUUGCAGGCCAGAUUCUGGGAUUGGCUCUGUACCACAGACAGCUGGUCAACAUCUACUUCACCCGCUCCUUCUACAAACACAUACUAGGAAUUCCAGUGAACUACCAGGAUGUAUCAUCCAUUGAUCCAGAGUAUGCUAAGAACUUACAGUGGAUCCUGGACAAUGAUAUCAGUGAUCUGGGUCUGGAGCUCACCUUCUCUGUAGAGACAGACGUGUUUGGGGCAAUGGAAGAAGUGCCACUCAAACCUGGAGGAACCAGCAUCCAGGUCACCCAGGAAAACAAGGCCGAGUACGUACAGCUGGUGACUGAGCUGAGAAUGACACGAGCCAUCCAGCCUCAAAUAAAUGCCUUCUUGCAAGGAUUCCACACCUUCAUCCCCCCCUCACUCAUUCAGCUUUUCGACGAAUAUGAAUUGGAGCUCCUGCUGUCAGGGAUGCCAGAGAUCGAUGUGCAGGAUUGGUGCAGGAACACUGAGUACACCAGUGGCUAUGACCCUCAGGAGCCAGUCAUCCAGUGGUUCUGGGAGGUGGUGAAGAGCCUGACCCAGGAGGAGCGGGUUCUUCUGCUUCAGUUUGUCACUGGAAGUUCCAGGGUUCCUCAUGGUGGCUUUGCCUACCUGAUGGGUGGGAGCGGUUUACAAAAGUUCACCAUUGCUGCAGUGCCAUACACCCCCAACCUACUGCCUACCUCUAGUACCUGUAUCAACAUGCUGAAACUCCCAGAAUACCCAAGCCAGGAGGUCUUGAGAGACCGGCUACUGGUGGCCCUGCAUUGUGGGAGCUACGGUUAUACCAUGGCGUAAACAUCAAUAUCACUUCCUGCUGCUUGGGAGUUCAGGUGGUGAAGUAAGCACUGGUGCCCUCCUGUAAGAUAUCCUACUCAGCUUACCUCUGUCGUGGACAACAUCAGACCAAGCCCUGGCUGCAGUUGACGAUUUCGGUCUAGCUCCACAGCUGUUCCAGUAGGAGGCAUCUUUGCAAAGGGCUGAUAUGGGAGCCGCCAGAUCCAGGGAAGCGUGUCAGUCAGGUCUGUGCCUGGAUGCUCUGUGUCUGAUAUAAUCCCCAUCCUAUAAUGGAAAGACCCCUUAAGACUGGACCUAUCCAGCUGUGAUGGAAUAAUCACUUUUAUUUGGCCAAGUAUGUUACACAGAAGGAAUUUGUUUCUGGUACAGAACCGAGGCAGCCAUCUGCAAAUAUGUAUGAUUGCAGAAGACAAACACUAGGCUAAAUACUUAGAUGUAUAGAGAAUGUGAAGGUACGCCAUAUGUUGAAUGUUGGGACUGGGGCGCCAUGUUGGGAGACACUGUAUGUGCUGUAUUUACCGGCAUACAUUCUUGUUUUGUUUGGCUAAAUAUUUGCUUAAAUUGUUUUGAUCUCACUUUACUGUCUGUGGUAAUUCAGAGUAGAUAACCUUAGCAGGCUGUUGCUAACUGUGGCUAACUCAUAGAGAUCCCAUUGUUGAGAGUGACAGAUUGAAAAGUGACUGCACCCUGAUCUAAGCUCUCGUUCGGAUGCUGACACUAGCUAUCAGCUGUCAGCAGAUAACACAAAUACUGCAGAUGACUCAAUUUCUGUCCUUUCUGUGCUCAGACUGAACACUAAAGUGGACAUUUGGACAUAGUUGCAGCAUCCAUUGCUGUUUGUAAUUGUAUGGGAUAGUAUUUGUUUUUUAUUAACUUACAGAUAUACUGUAUAUAACGUAUACAGUAUCUAUGAUGGAUAAUGAGUGUGAUCUUCCAAAAUGGUGCAUUUACCCAAAGUUCAACAUGGCAUGAUGACAAUUUCACAUUUUCUAUUGGGAUACGGUAUGGCCAAGGUGGUUUCCUUCUGUCUUCAUGGCUGCUUGAACACAUCCCUCCAGCCUUGUAGCAGAGUGUCUUGUGGUUUUCUGUAAAAUUCUUUGUCAUUUUUUUAAAUCAGUAUUUUGCUGACUUAUGUAUUUGUACUUCAUGAAUAGCAGUCUUUUUCAGUGAUAGUCUGUCCUUGCUUAGUUGAUAUUCAUGAGGAACAGUACAAAAUAUCUACUGUACGUACAUAUCAAAUGUUUGGCUUUCAGCGCCAAAGCCUAUUAAAAUCUGGAACAAUUUUAAAUACAUUCUUUUAUUUACAUUUUUGCAUACACAAACAUCCUGAAAAUUCCAGAAGUAAUGGGGAUCAUGUUAUGAAUGUAUCUUAGGAACUGGUAGCUUAUUUCCUUCUUCCACUUGUAAAGGGGGUGUAUGUAUUGAUUUAAUAUUUCACAUUAUCUAUCAGUGAAUGCCUCACUUGAGCUUUUGUAAACAGAUGUUAGAGUUCAUUGGGAGUAGAGCCUUUAUACAUUAUUCUGUAAAUGCUUUCAAUAUUAAAUUAUGUAUUUUACCUUAAAUAUGUGUUGUGCUUUGAGAUUUUAUCCAAUAAAACUUGUUUUGACA
Monopterus albus (swamp eel) is the source of this 4550-nucleotide messenger RNA. It is a transcript of the gene hace1, whose product is annotated as HECT domain and ankyrin repeat containing E3 ubiquitin protein ligase 1. Lineage: Eukaryota; Metazoa; Chordata; Actinopteri; Synbranchiformes; Synbranchidae. Gene Ontology annotation, cellular component: cytoplasm; Golgi membrane; nucleus. Gene Ontology annotation, biological process: Golgi organization; ubiquitin-dependent protein catabolic process; membrane fusion. The record is from RefSeq and is a predicted model, not a curated record. The transcript is spliced from 25 exons. The coding region runs from base 231 to 2942 and encodes 903 amino acids. Gene Ontology annotation, molecular function: protein binding; ubiquitin protein ligase activity.